AUGGCUGAGGUUACAACAAGUUGUUUUAGCAGAGUAACACUACUCAUCCUAUAUAUCCUACACCAAUCAUGUGUUGCUAAGAGUACAUUAAUUUUCAAUGUCCUAAGCUUUGGAGCCAAGCCUAACGGUGUAAUAGAUUCGACACAAGCUUUUCUGGAUGUAUGGACUGCAGCAUGUGCCUCCUCUGAUUCCACUACUAUACGUGUACCAAAAGGGAGGUAUUUGCUUCCCAAUGCUAUGGUUUUCAAAGCUAACAACUGGCUAAGCUUCGAAGGAGUAACCGGUGUGUCCAUUAUCGGAGGUGCCCUUGACACUAAAGGUACCUCCUUGUGGGCAUGCAGGUUAGCUGGAAGCACUGAUUGCCCCAAAGGAGGAGCCACGAGUCUGAGUUUUACGAACUCCAAAAACAUUAACGUCGAUGGACUAAUCUCAUUGAACAGCCAGAUGUUCCACAUUGUGAUAAACGGCUGCCAAGAUGUUCGCAUCAAAGGGAUCAAAGUCGAUGCAGCUGGAAAUAGCCCAAACACUGAUGGCAUCCAUGUCCAAUUGUCAAGAAAUGUUGCAAUCUUCAACACCUCUAUCAAAACUGGAGAUGAUUGUGUCUCGAUUGGCCCCGGAACAAAGGACUUGUGGAUCGAGCAAAUAACUUGUGGUCCUGGCCAUGGCAUUAGCAUAGGGAGUUUAGCCAAAGACUUGGAAGAGGAAGGGGUCCAAAAUGUGACAGUUCAAAAUGCAAUUUUCAAGGGUAGUCAAAAUGGUUUGAGGAUUAAGUCUUGGGCAAGGCCGAGCAACGGAUUUGUUCAAGGUGCUCAAUUUCCUUGA
Molecule: messenger RNA, 822 nt
Organism: Prunus armeniaca (apricot)
Lineage: Eukaryota; Viridiplantae; Streptophyta; Magnoliopsida; Rosales; Rosaceae
Source: the annotation of a GenBank genome assembly